Bursaphelenchus okinawaensis is the source of this 3733-nucleotide messenger RNA. The record is from the annotation of a GenBank genome assembly. Lineage: Eukaryota; Metazoa; Nematoda; Chromadorea; Rhabditida; Aphelenchoididae.
AUGGACUUGUUUGACCUUAAAGUUGUUGCAAACUUUGGACAAAAGUCUACAGAUGAUCCUGUAAGUCUUUUUUUUAAAUUUUUUUUAUGUUUUAGGUAACGGCGUUUACUGGAACACGAGAAAAGUUAUUGUUUGGUACACACAAAGGAAAGUUGAUCAGAUGUCGAAUGGAAAACGAUCAAUUGGUUUACGACAAGAGUGUUUUACUGUCAAACGUGAGUAAAUUUAUGUAUUUAGCAUUAGCUGGUUUAAAUAAUAGUGUUUUGAGGUGUAAGAAAAGUUAGGUUUUAGCAAGAUACCAUCAAACAACUUGUCUAUGUUCAAUCACAUGAUCUCUUAAUGGCUGUUGUGGAUAACGGAAUUGUUCAUAUUACUGAAAGCACCAUGACUGUGAGCUAACAUUACAUUUUUUAAUAAUCAAGGUUAAUAUUGUAAAAUUUAACUUGCUGUAACCUGUUUCAAUUUUGAUUUUACAGUUACUAGCAACGACUGGAUCGGGAUCUGUAAUAUCAUUGGCAGUGUGCCAAAAAGAGUCAUCUGAAGAACAAGAGUUGUUGUUUGCUGUAUCAACAAACAAAAAAGGUAUAUUAUUGUGCAAACGUCAUCAGCAUGGAGGAGAAGUAACAGUUGAUAUUGUGAAGAAGAUUACUGUUAAUGGUAAUGUGGAGAAUUUGUGUUUUAACGCCGAUAGCAUCUGUUACGCUCUGGAUCAAACUUAUUAUGUAUUGGAGUUGGAUGGUGGUUCUAAGGAGCAUCAUGAGCUGAUAUCAACUACUGGAACAACUUCUAUUGAGGCAAUUGGAGAAGUAAGUUGUUUUAUUGAUGUUUUUUUGGUUUCAGAAGCUUUUAAUAGUUUACAAGUUUGUUUUUGUGGAUUAUAAAAAAACCAAUGAUAAUUUGAAACUAUAUUUUUAUAUUUUAGAAUGGAUUUUAAUUUUACCACUAUAUUGUUUUAGAAUGAAUAUUGUAUCGCAGCCGACGAUGGUCUUCUGAUCUUUGUUAACGCAAAAGGAACGGCUACGCGACCUCCAUUAACAACUAAAACUGAUGUUGUUGGUCUAGAAUACAAAGAGCCUUUGCUAUAUGUUAUUGGCAAUUCUCAUCUACACAUAUACAAGUAGGUUACUUACAUUUUUUGAUUUUUUUAGAUAGUUCUAUGUUACUGAUGUUGAUGUUUAAUUCAAAUGUUACUUGUUUUGAUGUUUAAUUAUUAAUUUUAUAAUAUUACAGUUUGAAUGACGAAAACUUCAAAGAAUCAUUGGCAACCGAAAAUUUGACUCACAUUACAUCAACUGAAAAUGACAUUUAUGUUCUCAGCGGAGAUAAAGUUGCUUCAAAAGUUGUUGUAGCUGAUUAUGAAAAGCUGGUAGGUUAUUUAAAAUUUUUUGAUAAGUUUAUGUUUCUAAACUACUUUUUUCUUAAAGGAAAGGUCUUCAAACAUUAUUAUGUUAUUGAGUUGUCAUUAUUAAUCUGAAUCUUUAGGUACACAAUCUGUACGCAGAAGACGGGGAGAAAGGGCUAGAAGCUUUAGAAACGAUUAAAAAGACUUUGGUUAAUGAUGAGAAAGCUCAAAAGGUAAACUAAAGAUUUAACAUAUUAAUCAUUAGCGAAUAACAACUUAUAUCAACGUUUUAAUUUCAGUUUUGCCAAUCCUUCAUUGAGAAAACUGCUCUAAAAUACAUUGAAGAAGGGAAAACUGAAGCAGGUCUAAAAUUAUUUUUUGAAUCCGAUGCAGAUCCUAUCAUAAUAUUGUCACAAGUGCCAAGACUGAACACUAAUGCUGCUCAAGAGAUGAUCUUCCAAGAAAUUAAGCUUGAUAAUGAAGAAAUUCAGUCGUUCUUGGAGAGUUAUAUGUCAAAAAAGGAAGAAGAUGAAGUGAAGAGAGAAGUAAUGUCAUACUUGAUAAGACUGGAGUUACUCAUGGAUAAAGUUGACGUAGAUCAUCUGAAUGAAAGCAUGUUGUUUGACGAUGAAUUGAGGGAAUGGAUUCUGGAGAACGGGUAUCACAGCUUGGCGGCUGAGAUUUGCUUUGAGAAUGGUCUGUUAAGUGAAGGAUUUGAAAUUUGGAGGGAUUAUUCGGACAAAACAGAUGAUGAUAUUGACUUUGAUGGACUGAUGUUUAGGUUGGGAACGGUGUAAGUUGAUUUUUUGUUGUUUACUACUGUAAACUGCGUAAUAUUUUGCUUUUUAUUACUGUGUUGUAUAUAACUUUAGCAAAUUAAUAGUUUAAAAAAUAGCUUUUAUGAUGUGCCUGUUUCAGUUUGGACAAUCCAGAGCUAGUACAAGAUACUUUACAUUGGUUGGCGCCGAAAUCACCUGAAAAUGCGAUGGAAUUGAUAAAUCAAUUACCGAAUUUAGACUUUGAUUGGAUUUUACAAAAUUUUAAAAACAAAUCACCGAGAUUUGUCCUGGACUACUUUCGUAAACACUUGGAUUCGGAAGACGUCGUAAGUAAUAUCGGCCAAAGGGUGUUGGGCUGGAGAGGGAGAAAUGGUUUUUAUGCUGGGUUUUGAGUUUAGGUUGGACUUACAGAUCUGGCUUUUAAUUUUAUUAUUAGGUUGUUCAAAUAGUUCUGUGCUCUCUAAUUUUGCUGUUAAGGGCACGAUUUGCUUUGAGAGGGAGCACAGAAUUAACUGAACAAUGAAACACCUAAUAUUUAUAAAAGAUUACUUUUUUUGAUAUUGUUUUAGACCCCACAAUCAUUGGUAGAGGUUGUUCGAAUAUAUUCACUGUUGAUUAAAGAAGAUUCGAUGGAUUUGAAAUUGAGGAAAGACUUUCGUAACAUUGUCUUAAACGUCGAUUACAAUGAGGAAAUUGAUGAAAUCUUGAAGGAGAACGAAUGUCUCAAGUUUGAGUACAUUAUUUUUACCACAAGAGUAAGAAGAUAUUUGGGCUGUAAAAUUGUAAACUGCACUAAAGGAUCUUGAAAAAAUAUAUUUUUAAAGUUUUUUGACUUAGAAUAUGAUUAUCCUACUGUUUAAUCUCGGCGAUGUUUUAGCUUCAAAAUGUGGAAGAAAGUUUGAAGCGUUUGGUAGAAGAGGACCUGGAGUUGGCUGAAGCUUUGUUCAUAAGGUUUUGCGAUCAAAAACCUGAAAUUGUAUACACGAUAGCUCCAUUUUAUUUAAAGGACAAUAAUAGGUAAGAGAUUGUCUUAAAAAAUGAUUGGUAAGAGAUUCGUUUCCACUUUCAAUUUUUGGAUGAUUUGGCUUAAAAAAUUAAAGAAAACUUGGUUUUCUUUAAAAAAUGGAAUUUUAUGUUACCAUUUUUGGGUAAUAAUGCAUUUCUGUAGUCUUAAAUUGUAUCAUUGGUACUAUUUUUAACGCUAAACUGACUUGUGGAAAUUUACUAAAAUCACCGUUUUUUGUUAAAGUCACUUUUUUUCAGUGACAACUCUCUCCGCGACCGUUUUCUUCACCUCUUAACAGAAACUCGACCGUUCCGAGGAAUCGAAAAGUUUUUGCCAAAUCUAAAGUCAUCUUCACCUACUGAACUUUUAAGCCUAGUCCAAGCCACAACAGAAAGAACCGAGUCGGAUAUUCAGAUGUUGAAGUUGAGAAAUGCCAUAGCCAGUUUGGCAAUAGUAGCUACAAGUAAUAGGACAAAGAAUAUGAAGAAGUUUACGAUCGUAAAAGAAGGAGACGAAUGUUUUGUUUGUAAGCAAAAGUUUGGUCAUCAGAAUAUUACUUUUGUGCCUCAAGGCACUGUUCAUACUAGGUGUGUGAGAAGAUUGUAA